This is a messenger RNA of Varanus komodoensis (Komodo dragon), 1251 nucleotides long. RefSeq names its product G protein-coupled receptor 19 (gene GPR19). Gene Ontology annotation, cellular component: plasma membrane. The transcript has a single exon. Gene Ontology annotation, biological process: G protein-coupled receptor signaling pathway. Gene Ontology annotation, molecular function: G protein-coupled receptor activity. Bases 1 to 1251 code for a protein of 416 amino acids. The record is from RefSeq and is a predicted model, not a curated record. Lineage: Eukaryota; Metazoa; Chordata; Lepidosauria; Squamata; Varanidae.
AUGUUGCUUGUCCAAGACAUGGAUAACAACGCCGCUCCCUUUCUUACCCCAACAUCAGCGCUGCUGCUGCUACAGAACUACCACCAUUCAGAAACCUCUAACCCUCUGGAAAGCAAUGAAAUGGCUGCUUUACCCAAGGAACAUGGGCUUGAGAAAAACAGUACAGCUUCACACUAUGAACUGAUGCCAGGAGAAAUCAUAGCUGCCAGCCUGCUUUUGGGAGCUUUGUGGUUAUUCUCCAUCUUUGGAAACUCUCUUGUUUGCCUGGUAAUUCACAGGAGCAGGAGGACGCAAUCUACGACCAAUUACUUUGUGGUCUCAAUGGCUUGUGCAGACCUCCUAAUCAGUAUAGGGAGCACUCCAUUUGUGCUUCUUCAGUUGGUCUCUGGUAGAUGGACACUCGGGAGCGUGAUGUGCAAGCUAGUAAGAUAUUUUCAGUAUCUCACACCUGGUGUCCAGAUUUAUGUGCUGCUUUCCAUCUGUGUGGACAGAUUCUAUACUAUUGUUUAUCCACUGAGUUUCAAGGUGUCACGGGAAAAAGCCAAGAAAAUGAUUGCAGCAUCUUGGAUCUUUGAUGCUGCUUUAGUGUCUCCAGCUUUCUUUUUUUUUGGGUCAGGCUGGGACAAUCAUUGUAGCUUUUUCCCCCCAUAUUCUUGGGAUGGAGCUAUUUAUAGCAUCAUACAUUUGUUACUGGCUUUCCUGAUUCCAUCUGUUCUUAUCAUUCUUUUUUACCAAAAGGUAAUCAAAUACAUUUGGAGGAUUGGUACAGAUGGUAGGACAGUCCGGAGGACAAUGAAUAUCGUUCCAAGGACAAAGGUGAAAACAAUCAAGAUGUUCCUUGUGUUAAAUUUGCUGUUUCUGCUUUCAUGGCUCCCAUUUUAUGUGGUUCAACUCUGGCAUCCACCUGAGACAGACUACAGGAAAAGUUCUUUGGUUUUUAUGUCAGUUACUUGGAUAUCCUUUAGUUCCUCAGCCUCAAAACCUACCUUGUAUUCCGUGUAUAAUGCAAACUUCAGGAGAGGAAUGAAGGAAACUUUCUGCAUGUCCUCCAUGAAAUGCUACCGCAGCAACGCAUAUACCAUCACCACCAGCUCAAAGAUAGCAAAAAAAAAUUACGUAGGGAUAUCAGAAAUCCCUGUACCAGCCAAAACUGUUUCCAAAGACACCAUGUAUGAUUCAUUUGACAGAGAAGCAAAAGAAAAAAAGCUUGCCUGGCCUAUUAAUUCAAACCCACCAAAUACAUUUGUCUAA